AUACCCUCUACAUCAAUUGUUGCCGGAAGAGAGAGAGACAGACGGCAGAGUGAAGUAGUACAGCGUAAUUCUGAAGUAACGAAGCAAAGAAAGAGGGAAAAAGGUUGAGCGAAAGAGAGAGAAGCAGAGAGAUGAGAUAUAAUUUCGAUUUACAGGAAACCGAAGCAGAGGAGGGGCAAACCCUAAUGCCUACAUCAUCACCAUCAUCAUCCUCAACGCCUACUGAUGAACUGAAAUGGCUUCCUCUCCAGAACCACCCCGUCUUCUCCACCGCCGUGGACGGUGGUGGCUCUUCCUCCUCCUCCUCCUCCUCCUCAUUCCCAAUGCCCAAAAAUCUGAUGGCAUGGGACGGAGCCUCUCGCCUUUACUUCUGGGACUCCGUUAAGCAAUGCCUCCAUCGGAUCUCCAUUCGCUUAGCUGACCCCGACCCCUCCUCCAUCCUCGCAGCUUCCCCAUCUAAGGUAAUGCAACCAGAUGUGCAGCUCACUUUUGUGGUUAAUAAGAUCUCCAUCAAUAAAAGUGGAUCAGCACUACUGCUAGUUGGAUCAGAUGGUCUAUCCGUCAUGUACCUCUAUGGGCGUACUUCUACGAAAGAUGGUAGUACUAUUUGCAGGACUGUUUCAAUAGGCUCACAAAUUUAUUUCAUUGGCAACAAUGUGAUACGAACAUUACAGAUUUCAUGGCACCCUUACAGUGACACCCAUGUGGGAAUAUAUUGGUGUUUGUUGGUAUUUAUACUUUUUGAUUUGUCUUCAGCUCUUGGGCAACCCGAGCAGGAAUAUUAUUUACAGCCUGUGGAACCAGGGAGAACUUUCUGUAUGAUUCUGAAGUCAAUCUGCCCUGUUGAUUUUUCUUUUGGAGGUGACCAUUUAUGGGACAGAUUUAGUGUUUUUGUCCUAUUCAGUGACGGUUCAGUUUACAUCCUUUGCCCAGUCGUUCCUUUUGGAAGUGUGUAUAAAUGGGAAUCUAUAUUGGAGAUAUAUGGUGAUGCUCAAACAUUUGGGCUGAAAUCUGCCAAUUCAAGGAUGUUGGUUAGUAAUUCUAAUAUGGCGAUCUCUUGGUUGGAAGCAACAUUUCCCGAGUUAACUCACCAGGCAACAGGAGGAGGAAAUCUAUCUGCACUUAAAGCUCAGCCAUAUGCUUUAUUUGAUGCAUCCAUUUCAUUGCAGGGUCCUCUCCCUAAAGUAUGUCAUGAUGGUGAACAAGGUUCAGAAGUGCGUGUUGCAGAGUUUGAAGGGCGGGCAGUCAGUUUACUGUAUAAUUCAAUCAGCAAAGAUUCAAUUCUGGUGACUGCAUGGAGUGGUGGACAAUUGCAGAUAGAUGCUUUAGCUGAUGAAAUACAGCCAGUCUGGGUUGUUGGUAGCCCACCUCGUCUUUGUGUUGAUUCUUGUGACCGGAUUGUUGGUGUUGCUAUGAUAUGUGAAUCAAUCCCUGGUGACCACUCCAUUGUGAAGCUUGACCAGCCACCUGAUCAUACUGUGUGGUCAGGAUAUCCUCCCCCUUUGUUGAGGUUGGCAAUGGUGGAUUUAGCUCUGCCUAGAAACAGAGAGAGUAGUUCUCCUAUUUCAAUGUUUGUUGAUCCUCUUAUCCCAGAAAGAAUAUAUACCUUCCAUGAUGGAGGGAUAGAUUCCAUAGUGUUGCAUUUUCUCCCUUUUACAAGUCAGACAAGUGGCAAAGAUGAAAGCAUGAGAACUCCCUCUGUGCAUCCUGUUCUUAGUACAUGCCAGGGAGAAUCCUCAUCCCCUCUUUUUGGUUUCAUGGCAUUGUCUGAUUCAUUUGGAUAUUCAUGGAUUGUCGGGCUGACCUCUUGGGAGUGCAUUGUGCUUGAGGUGAAAAGUUGGGAUCUGUUGCUUCCCAUUCAUGUUGAAAUGGAGAAGCAAGCCACAACCUUGGAAGAAUCAAGAGACACAGACACUCCAGCUAUUAUAAGCAAAGAACUCCUUGGUGGCCCUAAGGUGGUUCUUCCUCCAUCAUCGAAUCUACGCUCUGUUACAGCUGAUUCUAUUGAAGGUCGAUCAGCUCUUCAUCAGUACUUCAAGCUUUUUCAUGAAAAUUAUGUGGAGUAUGCACACAAGGUGUACUUUGAACUCAAGCAUCAUGGGCCUCAAUUGAAGAAAAUCAUUGAAGACCAGCACGGUCGUUUGCGUGAGGCACAACAAAAGCUUUUGAAAAUUGAGGAGAAACAGGAAAUAAUAGAAAACCGCAUUAGUCAUGCAACUCAGAUGCACAGUCACUUCGAAGAACGUUUGCGAAGGUUGAGAAAGUUGCCGGGGGUGCAGAAGAAACCAUUGUCAAAAGCAGAGAGAGAGUUCAAGUCGGAACUGGACAGGUUUACUGGAGUGGAGUUGGGCGCUUUACAUUCUUCCAUCGAAACUUUGAAUGUGAGGUUGAAAAGAUACACACGUUCUCCACAGGGCGAUGUGUUGAACCAACAGAGGCAACUAUCAGGUAGAAGGAAGAAUUAUGUCCAAGAUGACCAAAUCUCUCAACUCAAAUCUUCAGUGGCCAAACUUUCACUUGUCAACAGCGAGAAUACAAAAAAGGUUAAACUUCUUGAAUCUUCAUUGAGCCGCCGUGAAAGCGACAGCUGAUGUAACUGCAUUUCUGGUUGGGUACUGUGGCUGAAUUUUCAAGCUACAUGUCAAUUUCACAUCUGUUUGAGUUUUGGACAAAUGAAAAUCUAACAAAUACCCCUUAGAAGUCAAGGGGUAGAUGCUCAUGUCUCGUGCUAAAGAACUUGUACGUAUGUGUCUUCAUUCAAGAACAGCUUUAGACUAAGAAAUAGAUGUAGUUGGGACAAGCCUUUCAUGUGCAACUUAUGACACUUGACCUUACAUAUCACAGUUUUCAACCUAGUUUUUAUUCUGUGAAGGGCAGACCCGAGGCUACAUAGUUUGAUUUAAUUCAACUUUGACAGCUGUUCCGAAUGCGAUCUGAGGUCUUAGGCAUUGACUAUACCCAGCAUCACAGCUGAAUCGUAAACCUUUGUGCUAAGUGUCUUAAAAGGUGAUCUGUAUGGGGUCCAAAUUUUUACUAGUCAAAAUGUUCAGUUCAAUCACUUUUCUUGGUUUGCUAAUUGAAUUAUGAGUAAUACUCCGAACCUAGACUUAUCAA
Camellia sinensis is the source of this 3114-nucleotide messenger RNA. RefSeq names its product nuclear pore complex protein-like protein (gene MOS7). The record is from RefSeq and is a predicted model, not a curated record. Gene Ontology annotation, biological process: mRNA export from nucleus; ribosomal large subunit export from nucleus; ribosomal small subunit export from nucleus. Lineage: Eukaryota; Viridiplantae; Streptophyta; Magnoliopsida; Ericales; Theaceae. Gene Ontology annotation, cellular component: nuclear pore. Gene Ontology annotation, molecular function: protein binding; structural constituent of nuclear pore.